AUGGCUAAGUCCUCUCAGCGCAGACAGUCGGCUCCCUCUAUUAUUCUCACCAAAGCCCUUACAAAGUCAAAACCUGUCUCCAGGGAUUGCGCAUCUCAGGUUAGCCAUAACACGUAUGCCCUGAUCCAGUCUCUGCUCAGCCCAACGAGGAAUCUCAUUUGCCAAGGCAAUGUGCUACUGCAGACAGGCCUUCAGACUCAGGAGAGAUUCCUCAUCCUCUUCACAGACCUUCUCAUCAUCACCAAGGCUAAGUCAGUAAUGCAGGUGAAGCAGAAGGCGUGUGUGCGUGUGAGUGAGAUGUGGACAGCCAGCUGUGUGGAAGAGGUGUGUGAGGCCAGAAAUGUUUCAGAGAAGAGCUUCGUCAUGGGCUGGCCAACUUACAACUGUGUGGCUACUUUUAGCACUUCCGAAGAGAAAGACAGAUGGCUAUCUCUCAUUGAAAGUUGUAUAAAAGAAGAGAAAAAGUGUGACGAUCCAAAGAUGAUUCCACUCAAGAUAUUUGCAAAGGAUGUUGGGAAUUGUGCCUAUGCAAAGACUCUUUUUAUCGGCAACACAGACUGUACCUCUGAUGUCAUUAGCACAGCACUGCAACAGUUUGGUCUUUCAGGUGGAAUAAAAGAUUAUAAAUUGUGGGUAUGUUCAAAACAAGAUGAAACUCCAUACCCUUUAAUUGGUCACGAGUUUCCUUACAGCAUUAAGAUGAGCCACAUUCGCCAGCUGCAGCAAGAGGCAGUGACAUCUUCCUACAGCCAGAUGGCGCUUUUGCCUAUUGAUGCUCACUGCCAGUUCUUCCUGAGGCCCAGUCAAAUGAGCAGCACCCUCACAGGUGAGACAUGCCUACCAUACUACUUGUUCUGUUUUUGUAGUAUGCUGUAUACAACCAUUAAGCCAUAUAUUCUACAAAUACUUACCUUAUGGAAUAGGUUUGGCUUGAAACCAACAGCUUGUUCCCAUCCCAUGUCUUCUAACAUUCAAAUCUCACCAAUCCCUUCACCCUCAAAACUAACACAUAUACACAAUAUCUUGAAACAUAAUUGCUUCUUUUCUUGCUGGCCUCUCUUGCAUACAUUUCUCCUAGCAGAGCGGAAAAGAAGCAGGAGGAGGAUGUCUCUUAUUAGCUGGGCAUUUAAACGAGGCUCCAGCAUUGAACACGCUGUAAAAUCAGAAUCUCCAGGCCACAGCAUUACACCAGCUUAUGGUCAUCUGUUUGGUCGGCCACUCAGUGAUGUCAUAAUUGACAAUACCCUGCCAUCACCCAUUGUGGACAUGUUUAAGUGUUUGUGCAGCGAGGGGGCCGUGACGCGUGGAAUAUUCCGGCGCUCUGCCGGAGUGAAUGCCUGCCGAGAAUUGAGGGAAAAACUGGAUUCUGGUCACUAUGAAGAGCUUCUGAGUGGAGAAUCUGUACUUGUUACCGCUGCAGUGUUUAAGGAUUUCUUACGCAAUAUACCUGGCAGCCUGUUGUGUGAGGAGCUCUAUGAGCAAUGGCUUCAAGCAGUGGAGCAAGAUGGAGAAAGAGAUGGACACAUGACAGAAAGGAACAUGCUACAGGAAGUUCAGAGGCUUAUUCAGCUCUUGCCUAAAGAGAACGUCCUGCUGCUGAGAAACAUCAUAGCGAUGCUGCACCACAUACAGCUCAAUGCUGAGCACAACCAGAUGAACUCUUUUAAUCUGGCUGUGUGUAUAGCACAUAGCUGUCUGUGGAAUAGCAAUCUACAAUCUCAGGAAAAAGACGCCAAAAAGGUGUGUGACCUUGUGCGUGUCAUGAUUGACAACUGCUGUGCGUUGUUUGGGGAUGAAAUUAUAACCCUCUUAAAGGAUUUGACUGAAGACAAUAGAAGCAACGACGGAUCAGUUGGGUCCCUGCAGCAGAUGUCAGACUCAGGUUAUGAGAGUCUUAAGAAUGAGGUGAAUACUGACACAGAGGACAUUUCUAAGACCCGUCCUCUUAAAGACAGUCGUAGUAUGGACUCACUCAUGUCACUGAGUGACUGUGACCUCGACUGCCCAGAAAACAACCUGGAGUCUUCUAACCCACUGGCACAAAUCAGGAACAUUACACCAGCUGUGCGUCAACCCCAAUCCCUUAAAUUACACAGACACUCCAUGCCUACCAUUGCUUUGAUAUCUCAUGAACAGAAAGAAACCUCAGAAAGUGGACAAUAUCAAGAGACUGAGAGACCUGAUGAGGUCAAUGAUAACGUGUUUUUGGAACACAGCUUUCAACAACUGAAUUUCAUGAAAGAAAAACAAACUUCAUCAACCUCCAAUGUAUCAUCCCCAGUAACUUCACCAACAGUCUCAUCUGUGAGUUCAAUGGACAGUCACUUUUCUCCUCAGAACUCUCCAGCCAGGGGACAAUCUGAUUGGCUUAUUCAAAACAACACAGAUUACCAACAUCCAAUGAACUUGUCGAAUGAGAAACUGUGUCCAGCACAUCAUCAGAGGAACAUUGCUGAUAUUGAAGGGGGUUUACAGUCUAAAGUGACCAAAAAUCCUCCUUCUUAUCAGCAGGCCUUACAACAGCUAAACAGAAAACCAUUCUCACAGACUCCCACUCGAACGUCUGUGAGAGCCACUGGGCAGCUACAUAAAGGAAAAGGCCUUUUCUACAAGGGGCCCGGGAGCCCCACACACAGCCCUUUAGGAGACCACCAGGUGUCUCCUGCUCCUCAGAGCUUCAGGUUUACCUGUCAAACCAAGAAAGAAAAGGUACCACAGAGUGUGUUUUAUGGACAGAGCUGCAAGUUGACGGUGCACAGGGUCAGGGGACAGAAUGCAGGUUUGAAGUCCAGCAAACUCUCUGGGCAGCAGUUGAGGUUUAAAGCACUUGAUUUGCACCCCUCCUCUGGGAAGAUAGUUGAGGACUACUUUAUGGAUGCUUCCCCUCUCGGAGAGGGGCUGACAGAGAACCAGGCUAUUGGGAGAGGCCGCAGACUCAGCUGUUGCAGUAACAGCCAGUGGGUUGUGUAAAGCCAAUGGGAACAGUUAAGUUUAAAAACGGCACAUAAACACUGGGAUACCAACUAACGAUAAUAACCUGCAGUUUCUUAUAAUUAACAAUUACAUGCUCCAUAUUACAGAAUGAUUACACUUUUUGCUGAUAUUUUAGCCGUUUUGCUAAUUUUAGUUAUUUAAAUCUUAAGUAAAAUGUCAUCUUAUUAAAAUCCAAAAACAGUUUUUGACCAAUUUUGAGCCUUUUUUUGUAAAUAUUCAUGAGCAUAUUUUAGUAAUAUUCAUGAGCAUAAGAACAAUAUGCAUGAGAUUGUAUUUACUUGGGAAAAACCCCCCCCCAAAAAACACUUCUUUCUUACAUUUCAACGUUAUGCAAGUGAAAGUUUAAGGAUUUAAACACAGAACACAUACUCGCAUUCACAACAGGAUUACAUAGGGAUAGAAGACAUUUUGCAUGUUGAUCCUAAAAAUCAAUUAAUUACUCAUAAAUAUUCUGAUCUUUAAAGAUGGAUGCCACAUUUCUGAAGUCCAAGAUGAUUUCAUAUAAGCUGAUAUUUGUGAACCUUGUAAUGCCUUGUUGUAAAUAACCAUCAUUUUUUUGACUAAGAAAAAUGUAAAUACGAUAUUGUAAAUACAAUAUUUUAUUGUUCCUUAAAGAAUGCUAUUUAAUGUAGGCCUGGAGUACUUACUUUUAAUUUUUGUAAUAAUGAAUAAGUACAACUGUAAAUCUUAUUAAAACUAGUAAUCCCACCUCUUGAGUGUGACCUAUUUUAUUUUUCAAGGCGAGUGUUCAUUCUUGCACAAACAUAUUUCGGCUUGAUAUUUCACAUUCUCAAUGUGCUCAUGUCAACUCUUUAACUUAGACAUACUGUAAUUAUACAAAACAGCAAAAUAAUUUCAAUAAUAAAACUCAUGUACUUCCUUGAGGAUGAUGUUGCAUCUUUAAAAUACAAAAAGACAAAAACAAGACACUUAAAAAGUUAAACAUCGUAUUUAUUGCAAAUUCAAAAUGUAUACCAACAAGAUCCUCCCAGCUCUCAUUGUCACACAAAGAAUUGCAGAAUCUGCACAAUUAAAAUAUUACAAUCACCAAAAUUAUAAAA
Ctenopharyngodon idella (grass carp) is the source of this 4055-nucleotide messenger RNA. It is a transcript of the gene arhgap20, whose product is annotated as Rho GTPase activating protein 20. The coding region runs from base 1 to 2970 and encodes 989 amino acids. The record is from RefSeq and is a predicted model, not a curated record. The transcript is spliced from 15 exons. NCBI's taxonomy places the organism in Eukaryota, Metazoa, Chordata, Actinopteri, Cypriniformes, Xenocyprididae. Gene Ontology annotation, biological process: signal transduction; regulation of Rho protein signal transduction. Gene Ontology annotation, molecular function: GTPase activator activity.